AUGUGUACAACUGUGGGUGUGGACUUCGGGGUGGGUCCGACCACAGUGCAAACUCUCCACUGGUCCUGGCGCCUUGGGCCAGUCACUGAUAAAAAUCUUAGUGGUUUAAGAAAUGCAUGUGCCUGGCACCGAGGGGAGGCCACUGUGGGCAGUGGCCGUGUACCAGCCUGGGGGAGUUCCCAAGUCAUUCGGCUCAGCCCAGCACCCCCCAAGGCCGCCAUCAGGAGCCAUGCAAUGGUGCCCUUUGGGGGCUCUGGGGGGUCCUUCCUUCCCCCUGCGAGUCCUCAGGGGAACUUUCUGGGGACAUUUCGGCUGGUGAAAUCCUUCUGGAUCAUGAAUGGGAGUGCAGGUAGGGGUAGGGGCUAA
This is a messenger RNA of Rangifer tarandus platyrhynchus (Svalbard reindeer), 366 nucleotides long. Lineage: Eukaryota; Metazoa; Chordata; Mammalia; Artiodactyla; Cervidae. The record is from the annotation of a GenBank genome assembly.